UUUCUUAUAAUCAUAGGGGCUGUGGGUUAUAUACUUUAGAGAAAAAAGAAGUUUUUUUCCUAAGAAGAGAGAUCUUCUCGUAUUUUCAUUUCUAAAAAAGAGGGCUUUUAUAUUUUUUGGACUAGUUUAGAUAAUUGAGUGUUUUAUAAAAUUAAUUUAAGGUCAUUUUCUAUAUAUUAAAAAUUAAUUAAAAUGUUUUAAUUUUCAAGGCUUUUUGGAGAAUGAUCCGGGUGAGAAAUUUUAGACCAGUUUUGGGAAAUUUAAGCAAUUGUUUUUUCAGAGGAAUUUAAAAAUUAGUAAAUUAAAUCACUUUUGGACUCUUUUAAAAUUUGGAAUAGUAAUUUUUAUGAUUUUUCUUCGUUUUGUUAGUGUUUUUUUGGUAUUUUUUAUUACUAUUAUUAUAUAUUAGUUGAUGGUAAUUCUUCAAAAAUAGGUUCUUUUUCUAAAGUGGGUGAUUUUUUAGUUUUUUUUUAUGAAUUUUCAAUUGAAUUAUCUAAACUUAAAUUUGAUUCUUCUUCUGAAUUUUCGAACAUUUAUUUAUUAUUAUUAAUUAUUAACUACGAGUCUUUUUUUUUAUAAUUAAAAUUAUUUUUAAAUUCUUCUUAUUAUUCUUAAAUUUGAGAAUUUCCCAAAAUUAAGUUUUCGUUUAUAAUUUCUUCUUCCCCAUCAUCAUAUUAUAUAUCAUCAUCUUCUUCAUCGAAUUUGUCUUCUAUUUCUAUCUCAUUCAUUUCUUCCCCAAAUUCAUUCAUCUUCUCAUAUCUUUCUUCUUCAUCAAUACCUAAACUAACCGGGACUCCCCCUCUAAAAAUCUACUCCCUUUCUCGUGUUUUUAAAUAGAGAUUUAUUAAUUCAGCUGGCAUAUCUUAAUUAUCCUGACUAAAAAUUUAUUCGAAUUGAAACAAUUUAUCUUUAAAAGGACUUCUUUCUUUUAAAUAUUCUAUAUAUUAUUAGGAUUUCCUUUACAAUUGCCUCCUCUUUCUACACAAUCACAUGUUCCCAUAGAUUAUUCUUAAUAAUAAACAUCAUGUUUAUUAUGACAAACAUAUGCACACCAAGUACAUAUGACAUUAUUACUAUGAGCAAUACCACAUGUAUGGCAUUUAUAGAAAACUUAAGAUACUGAUAUUUGGUUAUAUUUUAUUAAAGUACAUUAUAGGUCUUGG
Ichthyophthirius multifiliis is the source of this 1163-nucleotide messenger RNA. RefSeq lists its product as hypothetical. NCBI's taxonomy places the organism in Eukaryota, Ciliophora, Oligohymenophorea, Hymenostomatida. The annotation marks the transcript as partial. The record is from RefSeq and is a predicted model, not a curated record. The transcript has a single exon.